AUUCCGAAAUAAAUAAUUGACACGUGAGUAUAUUCCUUCGGUUUUGUAGAAUGUAAUCAACUUUAGUCGAACAUUAAUUGUCCAAUUUAAUGGUUAAAUAUGUUGUCCAUGAUUAUGUGCGGAAUUACUGACUGUUCUCUUCAUGAAAAUGACUAAAAUUAUGUGUAUAUUUUGAGAGAGAGAACAACAGACUUCUAAAUGUAGUCCCACAUGCUUCAUAUUGUGAUGGUUGCAAGCAUUCGGUGUGCGACUCGAAGUUCACGGCAGGCGCAGGGUGGUUGCACUGCAGUGAACAUGGUGAACAAGUGGAAAACGAUCCUGAGCCUUACUCAGCUCAGGCUGUAGAGUAACACACCUUGGAUUUCUGUGCCGCCAUUCGACAUGUCAAACUUAUUUAUUUUACAAGCCAUCACAGUCAUACAUAGACAGCACUCUAGCCCUAGGCGACACCGCAAUACUUACCCGUGUUAAUAAAGUGGGAGUCCGCUCACGCGCGUUUGGGCCUCCCUAGCUUAGAACUAAGCACUAAUAUCACCUUAAAAACUGAAUCUACAAGAACCAGCAUGGCUGAUGCCCAAGCAGAAGCUGGAAUUCCAGCUGUGGAUUCAGAGACUAAAGGCAUAGACAAUACUGAGGGCCCGGCCGAGGACCAGGUCCAAGGACCUUCUCAGGAAGAGAUGCUGGCCCACGUCAGAGCUCAGCCUGGAACUGCACUGGUGAAAGCAAAAUACAUUGAUUUUGCACGUGUUGCAGAAGGAAUCACGAGUAAACAAGUUCGCAAGGAUGCCCCCGAAGCAACCAAGGAGAAGCGCAAAGAACCUGAAGACCCUCAACCUGGAGGCAAAAAGCAGAAAAAGAUCAAGGGUAUGAACAAGAAACGACCCAGGGACCACCAGUUUCUGCCGCAUGCAGAGCGUCCUUGUCUCGAUUUCUUGGGCGGCAAAACCUGCAGGUUUGGGGAAAAUUGCAAAUUCAGUCAUGAGAUCCAAAAGCUAAUGGAGAAUAAGGCACCUGACAUUGGUCCGAGAUGUAUCGGUUUCGAUAGAUUCGGUACCUGUCCGUACGGUCUCCUGUGCCGCUUUGGAGGUGCCCACAUAGACGAUAACCUAAAGAGCGUUGUCAAUGACGAGAAGGUCAAGGAAACGGGUGGUAAGUUUGACGUCAGGAAUAUUAUGAGCAAAGACUUGCAGAGUAAGUUGAGGAAGAGGAACUUUGGUUUCAGCAAAUCCGAUCAGUACUUGAGAACUUUGGGAGGUAAGAAGAAGGGGUUUAAAAAGCACGCAGGACCUGCUGGAAAGGACAAUAUCGCAAGCAAUGCCACAAGUUCUGCAAGCACUGGUGAGAAUGGGACUCUCGAAGGAUCAACCAAGGUUGGUGGGGAUGCAAUUCAAGGUGGCAACGGGACUCAGAGCCCUUCUCCGGCAGUGCCAACCAGUGAAGAUGUCGGCAGCCAUGCAGCAGGGACCGUAACGGAUGCUGAUGUCAUCAGGCUUAGACCGGAGGAGAAGAGGAAGCUAGAUGUUAAGGAUAAACUCCUUCUUGCGCCCUUGACAACAGUUGGCAACCUUCCAUUCCGGGCUGUAUGUAAGAAGCUCGGUGCAGACAUCACCUGCGGUGAAAUGGCUAUGUGUACUAACCUACUCCAAGGUCAGACGUCUGAAUGGGCGCUACUAAAGCGACAUCCCUCGGAAGAUGUCUUUGGUGUCCAACUUUGUGGCGCUUUCCCAGACACAAUGACCAAGUGUGCCGAGUUGCUCAACAAUACAAUAGAUAUUGAUUUCAUUGAUGUCAAUGUUGGCUGUCCCAUUGAUAUGGUCUACCACAAGGGAGCUGGGUCUGGUUUGAUGAACAGGAUGGGCAAGUUCCAAGAAAUUGUCAGAGGGAUGAGUUCGGUCUUAGAUGUUCCUUUAACCGUGAAAAUGAGAACUGGCGUCCAUAACGAAAGUCGAAUCGCACACAAGAUCAUACCUCGCGUCUACGAAUGGGGAGCCUCCGUCGUCACGGUUCAUGGUCGUACGAGAGAGCAGCGUUAUUCUAAGCUUGCCGACUGGGAUUACCUGAGGCAGUGUACGGAGGCUGCGGACCCCUAUCCAUUCAUUGGAAACGGAGACAUCCUUUCGUUCGAAGAUGCAAAUUUCUUCCGUGAGAGGAGUGGAUCGGCUGGCCAGAUGAUAGCCAGAGGUGCCCUCAUCAAACCAUGGAUAUUCACUGAGAUCAAAGAACAGAGACACUGGGAUAUCUCAUCCAGUGAGCGCUUUGACAUACUACAGGAUUAUGUAAACCUAGGGCUCUUACAUUGGGGUUCAGACACUCCGGGAGUGCGGAAGACAAGGAGAUUCCUGUUAGAGUGGCUCUCGUUCCUCCACCGAUACAUCCCGGUGGGAGUCUUGGAAAGACCACCUCAGAAGAUCAACGAAAGACCUCCUUACUUUGUCGGUCGGAAUGACCUGGAAACCCUGAUGGCGAGUGCUAACUGCGCCGACUGGGUCAAGAUCAGUGAAAUGUUCCUUGGUCCUGUACCUGAUGACUUCCUGUUCUUACCAAAGCACAAAGCCAGCUCCUACAAGUGAAACUGUCCUGAGAGGAGGUUGUUUCACAAAGAGCUAAGAUAGACUUAAAUCAAACUUAAAUAUUUAGUUCUGUGAACAAAGCCAUCUCCUACAAGUGAAACUGUCCUACGAGGGGGUUGUUUCACAAAAAGUUAAGUUAGACAUAAAUCAAACUUUAAUUUCCAGUUCUGUGCACGAAGCCGCUCCUACAAGUGAAACUGUCCUGAGAGGAGGGUGUUUCACAAAGAGCUGAAAUAGGCUUAAAUCAAACUCCAAGUGAAUGUGCUAUUGAAUGUUCAACAAUGAGAUUACAUUUCAAAUAUGUGUGCAUUGGUGUGUGAGCAUGGUUUUAUAUGUCACACUUAUCUCUUGGUGAAACAACCCCAUGGUUCAGCAACAAGAGUAGCGCAAGUUUUGCCAUUACCAGGGGCGUGAUUGACCCCUUAUUGCCAGUCGCAUGGUCAUGAGAAGACUGUGAAUGUGCAUUUAUUGAAGUGAAAUUCUGUGAAGAUCCACAGUCACCUUUAAUUGCCAUUAUUUUAGUAUGGAACUCUCAAUAUUGGAGUUCACUCUUAUACUUUCAGAAUAUCUUUUUUUAAAAAUGAUGAAAAUCCAUAUUUUAUUAUUCGAAAUAGACAUGAAAUGAAAUACUCUGAAAAUUUGCUUUGCCCAAUUGAUCGUAAGCCCGGCAGCCACUGUGCAGUGCCAGAUCGACGAGGCUCUAUUCCUUUAAUCAUUGAACGGCAAACAGGAUAGCAGCAACUCCCGUCUUUUAACGUCUUCUGGUCUGACGCGGCCAGGGUUUGAACCCCCGACCUCACGGUUGUGAGAUGAUGCUCUACCAACUGAGCCAUCACACCGGUUGUAACAAAGCGAGGGGGUAUCUAAACUUCUCAAUUAAUCUAAGGCCUGAUGAUUUUUUUUUUUUUAUUCCGAACUGUUGUAUAAUCAUGGCUAAUAUAUUCAUCUCUGAUUUUAUUCUUAUAAUUUUCAUUGACUAGGCUUCUGACUCUAAUCCCAAGUUAUAUACAGGAGUUUUUUUAGUACCUUUUUAUGUCAAAAUAUUUGAAUUUUCAGAUUUAUGUUUAUUGUUCAGAGGAAUUUUAAAUACUUUUAUGCAACAAAUACACUUUUUAUAUAUUUAUUCUUCUCUGUCAUGGUGAGUGAAUGCAAUAGUUAGAAAAAAAGGUUUCUUAUCUUUCAGAAAUCUAGAGCUCUUGGAAAUGUUCACCCCAGUCUUUUUCCUUUGUUACUAUUAUUGAAUAUCUGACUUUUACCACAUACAAUUUUGAUGAAGCAUUGAUAUUUUUUUUUAAAGAUAUUUUAUUGUAAUUGAAAGGCGUAAUUAGAUGGGGGAAAUAGAAAAUUAUCACUCUUACUUUCAAAUCCUUUCAGAUUUCAUUAAAUCAUAAUAUAUAACUUGUUAUUCUUGUUCUGAAGCUAGGGUAAAAUAUUCAUACUUUUAUGCCAUUUUGAUCACAUCAUUUUUUGAGAAGUAUUUGAUAUGUCAGUCAUCAGCAUCAUGCAUUGUCCUAAUCAUCGUGCUUAGAGACCUUCUUUGUGAUAAGCACUAUACAAAUAUUGUAAUUUUUUUUAUAUUAUUAGAUGCUUGGGCAAGCUUUUGUACUAUCCCCAGAAGCAACGUUGUUUUUAAGUACUAAUAUAUACUGUAUGUGGAUUUUUCCUCCAUACUACGUCCAUAUUUGCACUGAUUACUUUCAUGGGACAUCCUUUUGAUCAUGAACUAGUGUAGUAAAAGUAAAUUUAUAUAAUUAUGAUAAACAA
Molecule: messenger RNA, 4334 nt
Organism: Lytechinus pictus (painted urchin)
Lineage: Eukaryota; Metazoa; Echinodermata; Echinoidea; Temnopleuroida; Toxopneustidae
Product: tRNA-dihydrouridine(47) synthase [NAD(P)(+)]-like
Exons: 12
Coding region: 564-2570 (668 amino acids)
Biological process (GO): tRNA processing
Molecular function (GO): tRNA dihydrouridine synthase activity; RNA binding; metal ion binding
Source: RefSeq, a predicted model, not a curated record